Kockovaella imperatae is the source of this 803-nucleotide messenger RNA. RefSeq names its product vacuolar ATP synthase subunit E. NCBI's taxonomy places the organism in Eukaryota, Fungi, Basidiomycota, Tremellomycetes, Tremellales, Cuniculitremaceae. The transcript is spliced from 7 exons. The record is from RefSeq and is a predicted model, not a curated record. Gene Ontology annotation, biological process: proton transmembrane transport. The coding region runs from base 70 to 750 and encodes 226 amino acids. Gene Ontology annotation, cellular component: proton-transporting two-sector ATPase complex, catalytic domain. Gene Ontology annotation, molecular function: proton-transporting ATPase activity, rotational mechanism.
CUAUAGAUCACUUGAUCUGCUGUGCGACUCAUACCACAAGAUUGAUACAUCCCAACAAAGCAUACCAAGAUGUCUCGAGGGGCCCUCUCCGACAAUGAGAUCCAAACGGAGAUGAAUAAAAUGGUUGCGUUCAUCUCCCAAGAAGCGCGAGAAAAAGCUAGAGAGAUCCAGGUUAAAGCUGAUGAGGAGUUCGCGAUUGAAAAGGCGAAAAUUGUCCGACAGGAGUCUCUGGCGAUAGAUGCGCAAUACGAGAAAAAGCGGAAACAGGCUGAAACAGGUUGGAAGAUCUCUCAAUCUACCGCUUUGAACAACUCUCGGAUUCAGAUCCUCAAAGCUCGAAAUGAUCACCUCAACAACCUCUUCGAAGAAGCAGCCAAGCAGGUCAACUCUCUUUCAUCAGGAAGCGAGUACGCCAAAGCACUCGAGAAUCUGAUACUCGAGAUCCUCCUUCUGCUGCUCUCCACCGAGGUCACCCUUUCUCACCGUCCAAAAGAUGCCGAUGUCGUCAAGAAGGCCACCAACGCGGCUUUGAAGCGAUACAAGGAAAUGUCUGGACGGGAAUCAAAAGUGUCAUACGAUGGAUCAUUGUCAGAUGAGAGUGCUGGUGGGAUCACUGGGUCAACUAUGGGAGGGAGGAUCAAGGUCGAUGACACUCUUGAAGAGAGAUUGAAGAUCCUCCAAGAGAAGAUGCUUCCCGAGCUGCGCGAAGACUUGUUCGGCAAGAACGAGAACAGAAAGUUUUACAACUAAUCGUCAGGCUACGUCGCCUGGGUGAGCCGCUCUGCAUCAUCAGAGUCCUGUCA